AUGGAAGAGUUCUUUGAAGAACUCUUUUUUAAUGAAAAUCAACUGUACAAUGAGGAGCAGACAAUGGCAGCAUGGCAUCAUUUCACAGAAGAAGAAACUGAAGAAGACAACAGCAACUCAGAAGAAGAAGCUGGUUAUAAUGCAGAUGAUGAUGGUGAACUACAUGGUCCACUGCAUAUGUAUGGCAGACAAAGCAGAGAAAUGACAGUGGAAGAAAAGCGCCAACUAGUUGAUGAGAUCAUGCUCAAUAUGGAGGGGGACUCUUUGCCAAGAGGAUUUUUAUCCAGUUUGGCCAGAAAGCAUCAUGUGCAUAGAUCAACAACAACAAGAUGGUUUAAGGUAAUUAAGCAACACGUUUUAGAAGGCAAUGCUGUAGAUGUUAGGACCAAAAAAAUAGGUAUUGUUGGCAGAAAACUAAAGGAGUACACUGAUGAAUUCUUAACAUUUGUGCCUUUGUACAAAAGACAAACUGAAAGAGGAUAUGAUGCAGCACUUCAUGUGUCUAAGUCUGCUAUUCACAGGUUAAGGAAAAGGGGUAGACUGAGAACACACACAAGCACAAACAAACCAGCACUCACUGACCAAUAUAAAAUAGCAAGAAUGAAAUGGGUUCUGAUUCACAUUACCCCAAUUCCAGCAGAAGGGGACUCUUCAUUUGAAGACAUGCAACAAUGGAUACACAUUGAUGAAAAGUGGUUUUUUAUAAACCCUGAAACAAGGACAUUCUAUCUUCUUCCAACAGAAGACAAUCCAUACAGAGCACAACUUUCCAUAAGGUUUAAGAUAAAGGCUAUGUUUAUGGGCAUGAUUGGGAAACCAUUGUAUGAUGCAAACAAACAAUUAUUACAUGAUGAGAAGUAUGGUCUUUUCCCUUUUGUCAAGUAUGAGAAAGCAAAGAAAAAGAGUAAAAACAGAGACAAGGGAACCAUAGAGGCUAAGGCAGUCCAGAGUAUUAACAAGGAAGCAAUAAGGAACAUGCUACUUAAUCAUGUGUUGCCAACAAGAGAGUGA
Messenger RNA from Chenopodium quinoa (quinoa), 1011 nucleotides. RefSeq lists its product as uncharacterized. Lineage: Eukaryota; Viridiplantae; Streptophyta; Magnoliopsida; Caryophyllales; Amaranthaceae. The record is from RefSeq and is a predicted model, not a curated record. Gene Ontology annotation, molecular function: nucleic acid binding. The transcript has a single exon. Bases 1 to 1011 code for a protein of 336 amino acids.